Phragmites australis (common reed) is the source of this 3534-nucleotide messenger RNA. RefSeq names its product phosphatidate phosphatase PAH1-like. The record is from RefSeq and is a predicted model, not a curated record. Gene Ontology annotation, molecular function: phosphatidate phosphatase activity. Bases 244 to 3216 code for a protein of 990 amino acids. The transcript is spliced from 11 exons. NCBI's taxonomy places the organism in Eukaryota, Viridiplantae, Streptophyta, Magnoliopsida, Poales, Poaceae.
CCUCCCCCUCCAACGGCCGCCUGCCCCCAAUUCCGACCGACCUCGCCAUCCGACCGCGGCGGCGUCGCGGCGGCCAGUGCCUCGAAGGUCCCGGAAGCUUCGCGAACGACCUCGCCGAAGAGAAGCGGGAGGGACCGAGCUGAGCCGCGGUUUCGCGAAUUUAUGAAGAAAUUGGACGAAUCGAGCAACCGGGGUCUGGAUUGGUGAGUGUUUGAUGCGUGGUGAUCGAGGGUUCCUGCAGAUAUGAACGUGGUGGGACGAGUUGGGUCUCUGAUCUCGCAGGGAGUGUACUCUGUCGCGACGCCCUUCCACCCGUUUGGUGGCGCGGUCGACAUCAUCGUAGUUGAGCAGCCUGAUGGUUCCUACCGCAGCACACCAUGGUACGUCCGUUUUGGAAAGUUCCAGGGCGUGCUCAAGGGCGCUGUGAAGGUUGUUACAAUCACCGUCAAUGGCGUGGAAGCCAGCUUUCACAUGCUGCUUGACAACUCCGGCCAAGCCUAUUUCAUGCGUGAGCUUGUGCCUGGCAGUGAAGACCCUGGAACAGGUUCGGAAGAAGAAGCUAUCAAUGAGCCUGAAGCUCCAGCGUGCAGUAAGAGUGAUGGGGACCUUUACAUUGGCCCUAGUGACAGGCUGGGUAGCCAAGAGUUGAAUGUGGAGCAUCAGGAGAAGCAAACUACAGAGGAGUUUGAGUCAUAUGAUUAUGGUAGGUUGGAGGAAGCGGAAUAUUUGCCAAAGCAAGCUGACAGGGAAAAUUCGGAGGUGGUUCUGGUUAGUGUGGACGGGCAUGUGCUCACUGCGCCCAUUUCUUCAACAGAGGAGGGUAUGGAUGAUGUGCAGUUAAGUGACCCGCAGUUCCAUUUGGGACCUGGGCAGAGCUCUAGUGGGGACUUUAGCCGUAGUGGUGAGGUGUGGGAAGCUGGCAUUUUAGGUGAUCUAUGCAUAUCACAGGAAAAGGUUAAGUUUGAGUCUGGUCAUCGGUCAGAGAUUUUGGAAGAGCAUGGGGAGGUAACUAUUGAGAAGGAUAAGUCGAAUCACAUAUCAGUUGAUGAAGAUGAAGCACUCCAUGUGUCUUUAAAUGAAGAUGAAGUUCUCCAUGUGUCUUUAAAUGAAGAUGAAGCUCAUGUUGUGUCUAUAAAUGAAGAUGAGGCUCAGGACACGUCAAGGUCAGGGAACGAUGAUGAAGGUUACCAACCCUUGACCUGUGAAGACGAGUUUCCUGGUGUCUCAUGGGACAAUGAUGUGGGUUAUCAAACCUUGACCAGUGAAGAUGAGUCUCUUGGUGUCUUAGGGGACAAUGGUACGGGUCAUCAACCCUUGACCAAUGAACAUGAGGCUCAUGAUAUCUCAGAGAAUAAGGAUGAGGAUCAUCAACCCUUGACCGAGUCUUGUGAUGUCCCAGUGCUUGAAAAAGCUACGGAUUGCAUGUCUCCAACUAACAAGGAUGAGGUUUGUGAUCUCAACAACGAGGACAUUAAGUUGAAGGAUGCUGGUGCUAGUUUCGGUAAGUAUGAUACAUUUAAAAGCUGCUUGGAUCUAACAUCACAAAUAGAUGACGGGGAUUCAGGGCCCGAGCUCUUUUCUCCCGAAUCUGAUCAUCAGAAGGAUUCUGAGCUUAAUUUGGGUAACCGCUCUGUUGUUGAAACAGAUCUGGAUGAUGAUGAAAGUAAAGCUGCUUACUGUGAUCAAGAUGAUCCAUUGCAGGAGGGAGUGGAUAUUUCAACAUUUACUUCAGAAGAUAAUGGGACACGGAGCGAAAAGAGUUCUUCACAUUGUGGCAAGGAAUCUGACUUGUGCCCUGAAGGAGGUUCUCAUGAUAGGAGCAAGGACAUUGCCUCUGCUUCAAUUGAGGCUGUUAAAUCUGAUGAUUUACAGUCAUCCACGGCUAGCAGUGAUAAUAAAAACAAACUGGGGAGCAUUCCAGAGCACUCAGAAGGUGAAGAGGAACUAAAUGAAGAAGAGCAUUCUCAAUCACAGAAAGGCUUGGGGGUUGAGAUUUCUCUUUGUGGGAACAUGUUACGGCCAGGAAUGGGUCGAGAAUCUGCCAAGGAAGUCUUUCAACAUCAUCUUGUCUGUGAGGAGGAUUUCAAGUCAUCAGGACCAACGAUUAUCAAAAAUGCAAACCUUAUCGUCAAAUUUGACAAUAAGUAUUUCCCAUGGAAUAAAGUUUCUCAUGUUAUUCUUGGGAAUGCUGUAUUUGGUCCAAACUUUUCCGUAGAACCCGUUGAUGCUAUUCCAGUUGAACGUCAGGAAAUACCCAAUUCAAGAGAAGACUCUCUUGGAAUGUCUCCCUCAAGCCAGGGAUGGUGGCUUUGGCCCAUUCCCUCUCGGAUAUCGAGAUCCCUCAAGCGUAAUAAUAGUGAUUCUUCUGAGGACAUUUUCCUUGACACAGAGACUGUUUUGAGCCCAAUGGAUGAGCAAGCUCCGGAGAACAACAAAAACCAAUCACCGAGAAAGCAAUUUGUACGGACUUUAAUUCCCACUAGCGAACAGGUGGCAUCUUUAAAUCUGAAGGAGGGCCGAAACAUGGUGACCUUUAGCUUCUGGACCAGAGUUCUUGGGAAGCAACAGGUUGAUGCACAUAUUUACUUGUGGAAAUGGAAUGCUAAAAUUGUGAUAUCUGAUGUGGAUGGCACCAUAACAAGGUCUGAUGUGUUGGGUCAGGUCAUGCCUUUGGUUGGGCGAGACUGGAGUCAGUCUGGUGUUGCUCGACUUUUUUCUGCAAUAAAAGAAAACGGUUAUCAACUACUAUUCCUUAGUGCUAGAGCAAUUAUCCAGGCAUAUCUCACAAAGAACUUCCUCUCCAAUCUAAAACAGGAUGGGAAAGCAUUGCCCAAUGGACCUGUUGUAAUUUCACCAGAUGGCUUGUUUCCGUCACUCUAUCGAGAAGUUAUACGGAGAGCCCCACAUGAGUUCAAGAUUGCAUGUCUGGAGGACAUUAAAUCACUUUUUCCUCCCGACUACAAUCCAUUUUAUGCUGGGUUUGGCAACAGAGACACUGACGAGCUCAGUUACAAGAAGAUGGGAAUUCCUGAAGGCAACAUUUUUAUCAUCAACCCAAAGGGAGAAGUGGCCGUCAACAGUUCUGUUGAUGUAAAGUCUUAUACCUCCUUGCAUACCCUUGUCAACGACAUGUUUCCUCCAACAACUCUGGUUGAGCAGGAAGACUACAAUUCCUGGAAUUACUGGAAGAUACCGCUGCCAGAUGUUGAUUUGUAGUCUAGUUUUGACAAAUACAGCCGUAGAUACCAGUAGAUUCAGAAGAGCAUAGUAGUGAGCUUCGUGUACACUAAUUCUCAUCACCACGACGGGGUUAGGUCCAAUCUGUAAAGCAUCUCAAGAGUUCCUGACAUCUCGAUCCAUUAGAAAACUUUACCUGAGCUGGUCAGUUCUACAAGUUACAUCAGGGUUGCUAGGCUUUAGUUAUUUUGCUCUGAUAAAUGGAAACCCUUUAGUUAUUUGACUGUCAAAACACACUGUAUGUUGUAUAUCAGUGCAUGGUAGAGAGAUGGCAUUGCAUUUUGUGCUUCAUUUUUA